AUGUACUCCGUAUAUAUUGAGACGAUACAAUCGGUUCUUGGAAAGAGUAACGCCUACAUUGCAUGGCUGGAUUUUGCCUUUGUAUCCUCCAAGCUAGGUACUUUGGCAUUUAGCUUGGUCGGACUCGCUCCAUUUAUUCCAUGGAACUUCCUCGUCGCUCUCCUCGCCCCCCUCCUCCUUCGGCGUUCCAUUCAAUUCAUUGAAGAAUUAAUCGCAAUCGCUUCUCCUCGCAUUCCCGAAGCCUUUCCUCAGACUGCCAUCGAACCCUCGGCCAAGUCUGUCACAUGUUCCUCCGUGCUCAAUUACCAGGGGAGGUCAACCUUUUCCUCCGUCGUCAUGGCCGGCAAUGGCCAGUCGAGAUGGGCCGAUACCGAGGAAGAUGUUGAACUUAAGGCGAGGCUCAGGAGAGAGAAAGAAGAGAAGCGACGGAACAAAGCGUUGAAGGGGCACCAGCUCAGGAGAGACGAUUCACGCGCAGCCCAUGUAGCCUUGCCAUGCAGCAGCAGCAGUGAUGCCCAAUGUGAAGAAGGCAACGCUGGCCGAGAUGCAAAGCGACGUAAAAUCCCCCCCCAGCCGCAGCCGGCCGAAGGACGCGAUAGAGAUGGACAGGAGAAUUCUUCCGUGGGCAAGAAGCAGAACCCGGCCGCGAACAUGCUUCGGUUCGAGGCCGGCAGCUGGAGCACGAGCCGAAAGGUCGAACUCUACGAGAAGCUCAACGACAUCGAGGAGGGCACCUAUGGAUGGGUCGCACGGGCAACGAGCAAGGCCACGGGCAAGAUCGUGGCCCUCAAACGGUUGAAGACCGAGCCGCACGAUAGCGCAGGCCUCCCCGUGACUGGUCUCCGGGAGAUUCAAAUCCUGAAAGACUGCCACCACCCGAACGUUGUUGGCCUGGAAGAAGUCGUUGUUGGGGCGAAUUCAUCGGCGCUAGACAGCUCCAUAUACCUCGUCCUCGAAUUUGUCGAGCACGACCUGAAAGGUAUUCUCGAGGACAUGCCCGAACCCUUCCUCGCGUCCGAAAUCAAGAGGCUCCUUCUCCAACUCAGUUCGGGCGUUUCCUAUCUUCACGACAAAUGGAUUCUCCACCGAGACCUCAAGACGUCCAACCUCCUUCUCAACAACCGCGGCCAGCUCAAGAUUGCGGAUUUUGGCAUGGCUCGAUACGUCGGCGAUCCUCUGCCCACCAAGCUCACCCAGCUCGUCGUCACGCUCUGGUAUCGCGCUCCCGAGCUACUCCUCGGUGCGAGGGAGUAUGGGCCGGCCAUCGACAUGUGGAGCAUCGGCUGCAUAUUCGGUGAACUGAUUACCCGAGAGCCGCUGCUGCAAGGGGGCAACGAAAUGACUCAAUUGACCAAGAUCAUCGAGCUCUGCGGCAUACCCAGCGAAACCUCGUGGCCCGGAUUUCGGAAACUACCGAACGCGCGCAACCUUUCGCUGCCGCCGACGGCCUUGUCGGCAACCUCUCUCGUCCGCGCUCGGUUUCCUGGCAUGACCAACGCCGGCGCCAACCUGCUUGGCGAUCUCCUUUCCCUCGACCCGAGCCGGCGCCCUUCGGCAAAGGAGAUGCUUCAGCAUGAAUAUUUCCACCAAGACCCGAAGCCGAAACCGGAGAGCCUAUUCCCCACCUUUCCAAGCAAGGCGGGCCAGGAGCGCAGGAAGCGACCUGAGCCGCAUGCGCCGGCCAGAGGCCAGACAGCCACCGCCUUGAGCAACCUGGAUUUGAGCAUCUUCCAGGGCAGAGAAAACGAGGAGCGAGGCGCAGGGUUCGUGUUGCAUAUGCUGUAG
Molecule: messenger RNA, 1785 nt
Organism: Drechmeria coniospora
Lineage: Eukaryota; Fungi; Ascomycota; Sordariomycetes; Hypocreales; Ophiocordycipitaceae
Product: cyclin-dependent kinase G-1
Exons: 3
Coding region: 1-1785 (594 amino acids)
Biological process (GO): protein phosphorylation; regulation of mitotic cell cycle
Cellular component (GO): nucleus
Molecular function (GO): cyclin-dependent protein serine/threonine kinase activity; ATP binding
Source: RefSeq, a predicted model, not a curated record